UAUUGUAGAUGAUGAAUGUACUUUUGCAAGUGAUCUUUUGAGGUACUGGAUUUGUUGAAGAAUUGGGAGUUUCGUGUUUUCUCUUUGUCAUUGUAACAAGUCAUGAGGGUACAUUUUGUACACGUUGAAGUAUUUUGGAUUGUUUCUGGCUAUUGCAACACACAGAAAGACAUUGCAGUUGUCAUGUUUUGAAGCGAUGUGACUAAACAAGACUUUGUACAACCUUGUUGUUUAGAUACUUUAUAAAAGGGCUUGGUUUAAGAAUCAAGGUGAACGGAACGUGAAAUGUUUCAAUGUGUUUAUUUUAUUAUUGUAGCCUUAUUUUGAUCACAAUCGCACUUUAAUAUUAAGAAGUUAUUUACACACUGUAGUAUAAUGGAAAAGGUGAAUUACAUUGUAUGCAAGCAUAAUCUCUUCCGCCUCCCUAUUCAUUGAAUCAAUAAAGGUAGUAACUGGGAAUUUGCACGGUAGUUUCCCUGAUCAAAAAAAAAACAACUUAGCGAGCGUUCCAACUUGUUAAAAAUAGCGUCGAAUAUGAAAACACGCUAGAAUGGCUAUAGAUUUCAUUUGGAAACCAUCUUCCAUUAAUUCUCAAACAACAUGCGUUUCCGCUUGGCUCUUACUGUGAUAGUGAUCUACACAAAUAUUGGACAUGCAUCAUGUCAAAACUACGCAAGCUGUGUACAUGAUAACAGGAAAACUUUACUGUGUGAAUGUAAAUAUUUUUCAAGCGGUUGGGUUUUCGUAAAUUGUACCAAACGUGGGCUUACAAACUUUCCUGCCGGUAUUCCUGAAAACGCAACACACCUGUAUCUUGAUAAUAACACCAUUACAGAUAUUGGCAGUGAUGCGCUGCUUCGACUUAAUCGCUUGCAAGAAAUAUCACUUAACUUCAACAAACUGACUCGCCUACCAAUGUUUCCGAAGCAUAUUCAUGUCAUAUCCGCUGAGUUUAACCUGCUACAAUCCAUCGAUGGAGCAUUUGCCAAUUUAACUCAACUCGAUAGAAUAUAUCUGAAAGGUAACCAAGUUAAGAAGCUGAGAAAGGAAACAUUCAGAGACGCCUACUUUCGAAUAAUUAAUAUGCAUAAAAACCCUCUGGAGUACAUUGAACCAUACACGUUUGAAGAUCUGUACCAUCUCAAUGAAAUACUGUUAGGGGACACGGCAAUAAGAGAAUUGAAGGAAAACGCAUUCUUUAUGUCUAGUCACGCGGCUUUGACCAUAGUGGUCAGCGGAAAAUUUUUAAGAAAUAUAUCUACAGGAACAUUUCGAAACAUACCGUCUGGCAGUAAAAUAUAUGUAUGGUGGUCUACCCUAACGACCAUUCCAGCAAGAGUCAUUAAUGGGGGCUAUCUAGAUAAGCUGACAUUUGAACACAACGUGAUUCAAGAUGUUCAUCCCGAUGCAUUUAUAGAGAUGGAAGGUGUUGACGAAUUGUGUCUAAAGGAUAACAGACUAACUGUGUUCCCUCCUGCCCUGUACAAUUUACGAAUCAGACGUACAAUGUACUUACAAUCGAAUUCCAUAUUUUCCCUUGGAAGUGGACCUAUUGUGAAAUACUCACCUCAAACUAUUGUCAUGCAUGAUAAUCGAAUCGAAAGUAUUUCAAGAGAUAAUUUCAGAGGUCUGAAAAAUCUGGAAAUGAUUAUGCUUUCUAGAAACAAAAUUUCAUAUAUUGAGGACGGAGCAUUUUACGGAACUGAUUUAAGAGUAAUGUUAGUAAUUCAUAUAUUAUAUUUGAUAAACUAUAUAAAAUAAGUUGUAUAAAACUAUUGUCAUAAAAUUUUAACUAUAUACAGUAUAUAUAUAUAUAUAUAUAUAUUAUAUAUACAUAUAUAUACACACACAUA
This is a messenger RNA of Anneissia japonica, 1853 nucleotides long. RefSeq names its product toll-like receptor 6. The record is from RefSeq and is a predicted model, not a curated record. Gene Ontology annotation, cellular component: plasma membrane; extracellular matrix. Bases 601 to 1761 code for a protein of 386 amino acids. NCBI's taxonomy places the organism in Eukaryota, Metazoa, Echinodermata, Crinoidea, Comatulida, Comatulidae. Gene Ontology annotation, molecular function: protein binding. The transcript has 13 exons.